GAGGCUCUCUGAAACUUCGGUCCUCUUCUUCUCUUUCAGGACAACAUUCUUGAAAAAUGGGUGCUGGAGGCCGAAUGUCCUCUCCUCCAUCCCUCAAGAAGUCAGAUUCUGACCACUUGAAGCGAGUUCCAUCCACAAAGCCCCCAUUCACCCUUGGUGAGCUCAAAAAAGCCAUUCCCCCACAUUGCUUCCAACGCUCUGUUAUCCGUUCAUUCUCUUAUGUCGUUUACGACAUUACCAUAGCUUCUAUCUUCUAUUACGUUGCAACCACUUACUUCCAAACUCUUCCUAGCCACUUCCAAUACCCAGCCUGGGCUCUAUACUGGGCCGCCCAAGGCUGCAUCCUUACUGGCUUAUGGGUCAUUGCCCACGAGUGUGGCCACCACGCCUUCAGCGAUUACCAGUGGCUCGAUGACACCGUUGGCCUUAUCCUCCACUCGUUCCUCAUGGUCCCCUACUUCUCUUGGAAGUACAGCCACCGCAGACACCAUUCCAACACCGGUUCUCUCGAGCGAGAUGAAGUCUUUGUCCCUAAACAGAAAUCCGCCAUCAAAUGGUACUCCAAAUACCUCAACAACCCACCCGGCCGAGUCUUCACCCUCAUCAUCCAACUCGUCCUAGGCUGGCCUCUCUAUUUGGCCUUCAACGUCUCCGGCCGACCCUACAACCGUUUCGCCUGCCACUACGACCCAUACGGUCCCAUCUACUCCGACCGAGAGCGCCUGCAGAUAUUCAUCUCGGACGCCGGGUUGCUGGCCGUCUCGUACGGGCUCUACCGCCUCGUGGUGGCCAAGGGCCUGGCGUGGGUGGUGUGUGUGUAUGGAGUGCCGCUCCUGGUGGUGAACGGGUUCCUGGUCCUAAUCACAUACUUGCAGCACACCCACCCGGCGCUGCCCCACUACGACUCCUCGGAGUGGGACUGGCUGAGAGGCGCGCUCGCAACAGUGGACAGAGACUACGGCAUCUUGAACAAGGUGUUCCACAACAUCACCGACACUCACGUGGCCCACCAUUUGGUGUCCACCAUGCCCCAUUACCACGCCAUGGAAGCAACGAAGGCGAUAAAGCCAAUCUUGGGGCAAUACUACCACUUCGAUGGCACCCCAAUCUUCAAGGCCAUGUAUAGGGAGGCGAAGGAGUGCGUUUACGUGGAGCCUGACGAAGGUGAGAAGAAUAAAGGCGUCUUCUGGUACAACAACAAGUUGGAAUAAAACGUGUGGAAGCAGAGGGAAAGGUGCUUUCGGCUUUUGGCCUUUUGGAGGGCUCUUUAGACCUUUACCUAUCCUGGUUUUAGUAUUGUUUCCUUCAACUUAAAACCUUUGGAUCUUAGUUUCUACUAUGGGUUAAACUUUACUUACAUAAUCCCAACCUCGCUUUAGAACAGUUGAAGUUGUUUCUUUUUGAUUGGUUUGCUUUGUAAACGUGGGUUCGGUUCUAGAUUACGAGAGACUUAUAAACUAUUAAGUGCAUGUGAUUAACUGUUUUUUCUUCU
This is a messenger RNA of Momordica charantia (bitter melon), 1492 nucleotides long. It is a transcript of the gene FAD2, whose product is annotated as fatty acid desaturase 2. NCBI's taxonomy places the organism in Eukaryota, Viridiplantae, Streptophyta, Magnoliopsida, Cucurbitales, Cucurbitaceae. The record is from RefSeq and is a predicted model, not a curated record. Gene Ontology annotation, biological process: lipid metabolic process. Gene Ontology annotation, molecular function: oxidoreductase activity, acting on paired donors, with oxidation of a pair of donors resulting in the reduction of molecular oxygen to two molecules of water.